AUGAAUCCAUAUUAUAGAAUGCCACCUCCUUUACCAAAUCAGCCACCUUUACGAGUAACUACAAAGGAUAUGGGUAGAACACUCGGAAUUCCUGACGCUCCGGAAAAUUUACAAAUAAUUGCUGAUAAUAUUCCUAAAGAUUUAACAAUUGAAGAAGCAUCAAUAGUUGCAGAAGAUAUAUUAAGGAGUAUGGCAAAUAAACCUGAAGAAUAA
This is a messenger RNA of Trichomonas vaginalis G3, 213 nucleotides long. RefSeq lists its product as uncharacterized. The transcript has a single exon. Bases 1 to 213 code for a protein of 70 amino acids. NCBI's taxonomy places the organism in Eukaryota, Parabasalia, Trichomonadida, Trichomonadidae. The record is from RefSeq and is a predicted model, not a curated record.